AUGGAGUACCCAGUCGGAGUGCCAUCCAGCACCCCUCCCAGGAACUCCAAGAAGGCCAGAAGAAGAAAGGUGGAGAUAGGCAUUAUCACAGGGUGCACUAUCUCAGUGACUCUCUUCACCUUGGCCAUGAAUAUGCUCAUCAAGGCUGCCGAGCCGGAGUGCAGAGGGCCCCGAAUGAAAUCCGGACAACGACAGCCACUCAUCAGGGCUUUCAUGGACGACCUUACAGUCACCACGGAAUCCAUUGCAGGCUGCAGGUGGAUUCUAAAGGGACUUGAGAAGCAGGUGGAGUGGGCCCGGAUGCAUUUCAAACCUGCCAAGUCUAGAUCCAUGGUGCUGAGGAAAGGAAAGGUAGAGGACAAGUUCAGGUUUUACAUCGCAGGCACAGCCAUUCCAACGAUCACUGAGAAGCCAAUCAAGACCUUGGGCAAGGUAUUUGACAGCUCUCUGAAAGACAGAGCAUCCAUCCAGUCAACCUGCUCUGAGCUGGAUGGCUGGCUGAAGUCUGUGGACAAGUCCGGCCUACCUGGAAAAUUCAAAGCCUGGGUCUACCAGCACGGCAUUCUACCCAGGAUCUUGUGGCCCCUCCUUGUCUAUGCCGUCCCGAUCUCCACAGUAGAGACCCUAGAGAGGAAGGUUAGCAGCCACCUUCGGAGAUGGCUAGGACUACCAAAGAGCCUGAGCAGCAUUGCUCUUUAUGGGAACAACAACAAACUGCAGCUGCCCUUCAAAUCUUUGGAGGAGGAAUUCAAGGUGACGAGAGCCAGAGAAGUGAUGCAAUACAGGGACUCAAGCGAUCCGAAGGUGGCCAACGCUGGAAUAUGCGUGAGGACUGGUAGGAAGUGGAGGGCAGAGAAUGCCGUCUUAGAGGCAGAGGCAAGGUUGCAUCAUAGGGGCCUUGUGGGAGUGGUCACACGGGGACGUGCAGGGCUGGGAUCCUUUCCAACUCCUGAGUUAAACACCAGAGGAAAGGCGAGGAGGCACCUCAUACAGGAGGAGGUUAGAGCCACAGUGGAGGAGUCAAGAACAUGCAGGGCAGUGGGGAUGAAACAGCAGGGUGCGUGGACAAGAUGGGAGAAUGUGGUUGAGAGGAAAGUGACCUGGGCUGAAAUCUGGAAAGCCGAGCCUCACCGCAUUAAAUUCCUAAUCCAGGCAGUUUAUGAUGUGCUUCCAAGUCCAUCGAACUUGCACUCAUGGGGCCUGGCAGAGUCACCAGAUUGUCCUAUGUGUUCUAAGAAAGGAACCCUAGAACACAUCCUCAGCUGCUGCUCUAUGGCACUUGGAGAAGGGCGGUACCGGUGGAGGCAUGACCAAGUCCUGAAAACCAUCGCUGAAGCCAUCAGCACUGGAAUUGAGCGGGCAAAACGGUCCCGUCCCUCCAAGAAAACUAUCACCUUUGUCAGAGCUGGGGAGCAGGCAAUCCCGGCUAGAAGACCACCAGCUGGCAUCCUGACCACCGCAAGAGACUGGCAGCUGCUGGUGGACCUCGAGCGGCAGCUGAAGUUCCCCAGACAUAUAGCUGCCACCACCCUACGCCCAGACAUCGUCAUACUAUCAGAGGCCACCAAGCAAGCCGUGCUGCUGGAGCUGACAGUCCCGUGGGAAGAUCGGAUAGAAGAAGCCUUUGAGAGGAAGCUCUCGAAGUACACAGGACUGAUCAGUGACUGUCAACAGGCUGGUUGGAAGGCAAGGUGCUUCCCAGUGGAGGUGGGAUGCAGGGGUUUUGCGGCUCAAUCCUUGGCCAGAGCCUUCAGUAACCUGGGCAUCGAGGGAGAGAGUAGGAGGAGAGCCAUCCGCAAUGCCACCGAAGCGGCAGAGAGAGCCUCAAGAUGGCUGUGGCUCAAGAGAGGAAAACCAUGGAGCCAUGGUAGCUAGUUGCCAUCUGGACACAAGCCGGGGUCUGAUCAGCCCUGGCUGGGUCACCUGGAUGAGGGUGUAUGAUGUUGAAAGACCCGAAACACCCAGUGAUUCCAGGAACAUCACUGAAGAUGUGUCCAGAGGCAUCAGUAGA
Sphaeramia orbicularis (orbiculate cardinalfish) is the source of this 2011-nucleotide messenger RNA. RefSeq lists its product as uncharacterized. Bases 1 to 1875 code for a protein of 624 amino acids. Lineage: Eukaryota; Metazoa; Chordata; Actinopteri; Kurtiformes; Apogonidae. The record is from RefSeq and is a predicted model, not a curated record. The transcript has 2 exons.